Molecule: messenger RNA, 2976 nt
Organism: Helianthus annuus (common sunflower)
Lineage: Eukaryota; Viridiplantae; Streptophyta; Magnoliopsida; Asterales; Asteraceae
Product: scarecrow-like protein 23
Exons: 1
Coding region: 1004-2491 (495 amino acids)
Biological process (GO): regulation of DNA-templated transcription; bundle sheath cell fate specification; leaf development
Cellular component (GO): nucleus
Molecular function (GO): DNA-binding transcription factor activity; sequence-specific DNA binding
Source: RefSeq, a predicted model, not a curated record
AAUAAAACACAGUUAUUAUAAUUAAGACAUUUGAUCUAUACCAUUACAUAACCGGUUUAAUCACGAUAACAACAUUAUACAAUGUUGUUAAAGAAGAUUCAAACUGCUAUUGCGUACAAUGUCUCCUUAGUCUUGCCCUCUGUUGUCAAGGCUCACCUAGGCGCGCGCCUAGGCCCACUUUUCAGGCCCAUCCCAGCCUUCUUGCUUCGCUUCAAAAGCCCCACUUUCAGGCCCUCAGGCGCAUUUUCAUGUCAAAUUCCAACAAAAUUCCGGUCAAAAAUCAUUUGAACCGGUUUAAGCAUGUUUGAAACAAUUAUAAGAAUCAUAAACAAGCCUAAAAACGACCAAAAACAACUUAAACUAGCCAUAACGAAGCCAAAAACAUGUCUAAAAUCCCUAAAAAUUGUAUUUUUAUACUAACAACUCGUCUAAAAAAGCCCUCGCUUUUUAAGCGCCUUGCAUUGAGGUCCAAGGCUCACCCUUUUUUGCCUUGAGUGCGCCUUUGACAACUAUGGUCUUGCCGCAAGAUUUUAAACCCACGACCGACUCCGACACGAAAGCAAGUUUUAAAAAGGUUUAGGAAGAACUAAAGAAGUAAUGGAUUGGAUGUUUUAUGUUUUUAUAUAUGAAAUUAAGCAAAGUAGAAAAGACCAAGGACUUACUUGAACUCCACAAAAACAUAAAAGGAUGCAAACAACCAUAUCAUCAAAAAGCCAACUACCUUUUCCCCACUACACUUGAUCAUCUUCCUCAAUUAUUAUCACCUUUUUCACAAUAUCCACCAUUGAAGAUCUUCUUCAACACCUUCUUCAUCUUCUGACUGACACAGACAUCAACUUCAUCCUCAUCCUCAUCCUCAUCCUUCUUCAACUUUUAUUCAGACCUAUAUUCUUGUCCUUUUCCACAUCAUUCUCUUGUCAAUUUCCCCUUCAACCCCAUUAAUAUUCCUCUACCACCAUCACCAUCACCAUCAGUCAUCACCAUCAUCACUACCACAACAAUCAUGCUUCAAUCUCUUCACCUUCAACCCCCACCCCCCACAAACUCCUCCUCACCAAUCAUGAACACCAACACCUCAAAACGCACCAUCAACAAUAACAAUAACAACUUCGCCGGAGAAAACAUUGACUUCUCCGGUGCCGGUGCAGGUUCCGGUGCAGGUUCCGGUGAUGUUGCCGGUGAUGGUGAUGGUUCUCCUUCUCGCAGCUGCAAACGACGGAACAUUGAAGAGAGUAAUGAUGAUGAUGAUCAAUUAACAACAGUUGAAGCGGAAUCAUCAGGUUUAAGACUGUUAGGUUUACUGCUACAAUGCGCCGAGUGCGUAGCGGUUGAUAACCUAGACCACGCGAACAAUCUGUUACCGGAGAUUUCAGAACUGUCAUCUCCGUUCGGUUCUUCGCCGGAGCGUGUAGCGGCGUACUUCGCCGAAGCGUUACAAGCACGAAUCAUCAGUUCAUACAUCGGAACUUACACGCCGCUCACGUUCAAAACCAAAACCCUAGCCCUAGCUCAAAACCAGAAGAUAUGCAACGCACUUCAAUCCUACAAUUCAAUCUCUCCGUCAAUCAAAUUCUCACAUUUCACAGCGAAUCAAGCGAUUUUCCAAGCGUUAGAAGGUGAAGAAACCGUUCAUAUUAUAGAUCUAGACAUCAUGCAAGGUCUCCAGUGGCCAGGAUUGUUCCACAUCCUCGCUUCCAGACCUCGCAAAAUCAAAUCGCUUAGAAUCACCGGCGUUGGCUCUUCGAUUGAACUCCUUAACGCCACCGGCCGUCGUCUUCACGAUUUCGCUAAUUCUCUCGGUCUUCCGUUCGAAUUCGUCCCUCUCGAAGGUAAAAUCGGCAACAUCUGUUCAGAUCUGAAUAAUAUCAGUUCAGAUCUGAAUAAUCUGCAUAAUAAUAUGAAUAAUUUGAAUAACAUGAGUACAGAUCUGAAUAACAUGAACAAUAAUUUGAUGAAUAAGCUCGGAGUGAGAUCCGGUGAACCUGUGGUGGUGCACUGGAUGCAUCACUGCUUGUAUGACGUCACUGGAAGCGAUUACGAAACCCUAAGGUUACUAAACGUACUAAAACCUAAACUGAUAACAAUCAUCGAGCAAGAUCUGAGCCACGGCGGGAGUUUUCUCGGGCGGUUUGUGGAGGCGUUGCAUUACUACUCCGCCUUGUUCGACGCCGUCGGCGACGGAAUUGAGCCGGAGAAUGUGGAACGGUAUACAGUGGAGCAGCAACUGUUUGGAUGUGAGAUAAAGAAUAUUGUGGCGGUUGGUGGGCCGAAGAGGACUGGUGAAGUGAAAGUGGAGAAAUGGGGGGAGGAAUUGGGCCGGGUCGGGUUUGGGCCGGUUUCUUUGGCGGGUAACCCGGCUUCGCAAGCGAGUUUGUUGUUGGGGAUGUUUCCGUGGCGAGGGUAUACGUUGGUCGAGGAAAACGGGUGUUUGAAAUUGGGGUGGAAAGAUUUGAGUUUGUUGACGGCUUCCGCUUGGCGGCCGUUGGAUUGAUCGGGAAAGUCAACGAUUGGGUUUGAUCAACGGUGGAGAUUGAUUGGUCAAUGUUAGAAUAAGGAUAAGAAAUCGGAAAAUUACAAAAAUGGUCAUUGAUUAAAAACUCACUUUCAGAUUUGGUCACCUCGUGCCUUCUUGGAGCGACACAUCAUUCACGGAUGCAUCUUUGGAAAUCCAUUGGACGUGUUUGAGCCCAUCUGCACCAUUUGAAACAUCACGUGUUCAUUUUUUAUUGGGUGCUUAAGAUGUCUGCAUAUGGACAUUUCAAGUGUUUGAGAUGUCGCUCUAAGAACGUAUAAGAUAGCCUUUUCUGAUAGUUAUGGUGGUCAACGGUUAUUUUGGUAAUUUUUCUUUUGUGAAAAAUUGUUUUGAGAAUUUUUUUGGUUAUGGAUAAUAAAUUAUAAAUUAUUAUUGAUUAGCGUUGGAUCACUACAAUUGAUGUGACAACGUUGGAUGAAUAAUUUAUAAUUGUUGUUGAUAUC